Messenger RNA from Aspergillus ochraceoroseus IBT 24754, 1086 nucleotides. Its product is annotated as class I SAM-dependent methyltransferase. The record is from RefSeq and is a predicted model, not a curated record. The transcript is spliced from 8 exons. The coding region runs from base 154 to 1086 and encodes 310 amino acids. Gene Ontology annotation, molecular function: methyltransferase activity. NCBI's taxonomy places the organism in Eukaryota, Fungi, Ascomycota, Eurotiomycetes, Eurotiales, Aspergillaceae.
CUCAACAAAGGCUCAGGCCACACUAAGUUCGCGCUUCAUUCAUUCACCACCAUAUAUCCUAUGAAAAUCUCGCCUCACAAUGGAGUUUCCAUCGCACACCUGAAUUAACUUGUCAGAUAUCGGAAAAAUAGAAUUGAGAGGAAGUCUUCACAAAUGGCAAUGACGAACCCAGAUUCCCAAACAGAGGAGUUAGAUGACAAGUACCUCACCACUAUAACCGUUCAAGACCGCGAAUAUCAAAAAUAUUCAAUAGAUAACCAAAUAUCGUUUGAACCUGUCGACGACGAUGAAGCCGAGCGCCUCGAACUCCAGCACCGAAUUUUCAACAAACUCUUUGAUAACAGACUGAUUUUUCCUCCUGUAUCUCGCCUUCGAAGGCUAUUGGAUUGUGGUUAUGGGGCCGGGUCAUGGACUAUUGAUGUUGCAGAGCAAAACCCUGACUGCGAGGUGAUCGGAGUCGAUAUAUUUCCUCACACAAACCCAGAUGAUACGCCGGAAAACUUGUGGCUCCAGGUCGACGACUUAAACCGCCCUUUCACAUUCUCCUCCAAUUAUUUUGACCUGGUCAACUCUCGAUUGCUCGCGGCAGGUAUCAACCGAACACGCUGGUCAUCUUAUAUUCGAGACAUCAAAAGAGUUCUGAAACCCGGAGGCUGGGUGCAAUUAGUCGAAAUAUAUUUCAAUGUCCAGUCAGAUAACGGCUCCAUCGGCGAACAACAUGCAUUAAGGCAAUGGAGCACUCGGCUCAUGGGCUCGUUGGAAGAGGUAAAGGACCCUCGGGUGGGAACGCGGUUGAAGGCGCUCUUGGUGGCAGAAGGGUUCACAGAAGUUGAGGCAAAAAUGAUUCCCCUGCCUCUAUCGGCAUGGUCGAAUAGCCCGUCUAUCCGGGACAUCGGUGCAAUGAAUCGUGAAAAUGUCGCGAAGCUGCUUCAUUCUCUCGCCUUAUACCCGUUGACUCAACGCCUCAACAUGCCAGAAGAACAGUACCAAGACUUGAUAUCCCGGGCUCAACGCGAGGUUGACGACUUAAGCUUGAAAGCUUACUUCCCAUUAUACGUUUGUAUUGGACGAAAACCUCAUGGGUAA